ACUGGGAAGUUACUUCUUUUCUGACAGAUUGUGCAAUGAUAAACCCACUCUAUGUCCUAAGUUCAUGUAUUACGCUUGACAGUUAUUUCUUGUUUAUAACGUCAAUUCAGCGAUGUAAAGUCAUUUAUGUACAAGUAAAAACAGUUUUUACAUAAAGGGGCAAUGAUUAAAGGGUGCUUUUUUUAUUGAAAAAUUCACGUUUAGAAGCGAUCAGGAUUUAAUGAAUUAGGUAGUAUUAAAAUUUCGAAAUAUAUUAAGAAAAGAUAUUAAGGCAAGAUGGAAGAAAUCGAACAAACUGACAAGAUAAUACAUAAUAUAGUAAAAGAACUGCAGCUAUUAGAAACUAUGCCGCAUUUCGAUGAAAAGUUUUGCCAGUUUUAUAUACAAUUGUUAUUAUACGAUCCAACAUGGAAUGUAAGUAUCGAAAAUUUAGUAAGGACUGAUGUGGAAAAUCUUAUUAACUUUAUAAUGGUAAAGUUUAAUAAUAAGGAUGAUCCAUCUAUGACCACUCUGAAGAUACAAUAUAAUUUACAAGAUAGAUUAAAUUAUUUGGAAAAAUUCGACAUCCAGGGAAAUAGAUUAAUAAAAUUGAAGAUCAAAUUGAGGCCCUUAGAACUGUCGAUUUUAGAACCAGAUGAUAAAAGUGAUUUAAAAAUAUUGUUUAAAAGAAUUACAGCAUACUUUAUAUUAAUGUCUGGUAUGGGAGAUCCUCGUAAUGAACAGGUAUUCCAAGCAAGUACCCAAGUUCUAAAAACCGUAUUAAAUAACGAUGAAUUAAAUAAUUUUUAUCUGAUGCCUUAUGCGGUACGUUUAAAAGAUUUUAAUGAAAUAGUGAAAGUUUGUACAGGAAUUAGACUAUACAAUAUGGACUGCAACAUGGGCUCUGUCGGAGUAUCUGACGAACCAGAAAUAUUAGUUUCAGCAUCUCACAUGUUACUAAAAGAAUUUGAUAAAAUGAAACAUUCUUUAAACAGUAGGAUACUAAUUUUAACGCAAGCCAUAAGCCACUGUUACAAACUGAAACAAAAAGAUGGUGAAGUACACGUUGAAACAAGAAUUCCUCAGAUGUCAUCAAAUGAACAGUUGCAGUAUGCUAUAAGAAUAUUAGUGACAUAUAAGCAAUAUUAUGAAUCAUUAGAGAUCAUUGGUGAAGAAAUCCACAAACUCGUAAAAGCUUCGCUUGAAUUAUAUGGAAGAUACAAAACACAAUUAACGAAAAUUCGAAAGAUUGUACAUCCGGAGAUUGUUAUUUCUGCUAAUAGGAUUUUCCCCUACUUCGAGGAGUUAUGUAAUUAUUAUGAUCAAGUAAAAGAUAAAGUAGUCUUACUGGACUAUUUGGCGAAUUUGUCGAAUACUAUAGGAGGAAUUUUCGGAACCGUUUACUUUCCCGAUGAGUUUAUUAACCAAUGCAAUGAUAAAGCUUUUAUUGAUGUAACGACAGAUUACUCUGAACCAUUGGAAGUAAGCAAUUCGGAAUGCUCGUUAAUAACGAAGGAAGAUGAUCAUGGACCAUUUCAAUACAAAGGCCAUUGCUGCAUCUUGUUGGUACUUGCAGACGGAUUCUUAAUUGAGGGAAAUCCUGAUUAUGGUAUUGUUAGAUACAAAAACAAUGAAUACAUCUUUUCGUCUGACCUUGCCUUAAACGCUUUCCUUAAGGAACCAAACUAUUUCACGAAAAGUGUCAUACACACUAUACGUAAACAUCCUGAAUUAAUACUUUAUCUUAAUAUGAGGAACAAUUUGAUAGAAGUGAAGAAUAUAAAGAGACUUGUUGAAGAAAAAAUAGUAGACUUAACUCGUGCAGAUGCUGAUUGUCAAGUUGAUGUGCAUUUUCAGGAAUCGUAUAUUGAUCCAGAAUAUUCACACAGCACUUGGUGGUACAAACAGAGAGCUAUUCAAAUGGCAACCCUUAUGGGCUACAGAACAAAAUCUAUAAAUACCGAAAAGAAAGCCUAUAUUACAAAAAAUUCGACGCAGACAUGGAAACUAAAACAUCAGAGUACUCAGACAAAAGUAGACAGCUACGUAAGCACAGAAAAAUCAGUCAGCUUUUUGUACGGUCUACGAGGUAGAAACGACGACAAGCAAUUACAGUUAAUACAAAAAAUUUAA
Molecule: messenger RNA, 2112 nt
Organism: Psylliodes chrysocephalus
Lineage: Eukaryota; Metazoa; Arthropoda; Insecta; Coleoptera; Chrysomelidae
Source: the annotation of a GenBank genome assembly